This is a messenger RNA of Chionomys nivalis (European snow vole), 4885 nucleotides long. RefSeq names its product solute carrier family 9 member C2 (putative) (gene Slc9c2). The record is from RefSeq and is a predicted model, not a curated record. The coding region runs from base 1 to 3405 and encodes 1134 amino acids. NCBI's taxonomy places the organism in Eukaryota, Metazoa, Chordata, Mammalia, Rodentia, Cricetidae. Gene Ontology annotation, cellular component: membrane. Gene Ontology annotation, molecular function: sodium:proton antiporter activity. Gene Ontology annotation, biological process: proton transmembrane transport. The transcript is spliced from 27 exons.
AUGUCAAGCAACAAUUUUUCCUUCUGGGCAGCCAAAGAUGACAACAAGCCUGACUUGCUCUGUGGGAGGCCAGCCGAUUACUUUGUGGUCCAGAAGCAUUUCACAAUUAUCAUAAGUGCCAUUAUUGUUUUGGGAGGGUUUUCAAAGAUGCUUUUAAAGAAUUCCGAAGUCUUUGCCUUGAUGAUUCUCUCUCUGUCAGGAUUUGUGACAGGGCAGCUGGCUUACCAUUUUGUCGAGGUGCACCAAAUUGUCUACCCUCUUCUAAAAACACCAAGUUUUUCACUUUAUUGUUAUUUUUUACCUUUAAUUGUAUUUGUGGCUGCUUUGGACGUGGACUUUUAUAUAGUCAAGAACGUGUUAUGGCAGGUUUUGCUGACGGGAGUGAUUAGCUUUGCAAUAGCGUUUGUCACCAUUGCGUAUGUGGUUCUGAAAUUCAAUGAAGACUCAUGGGAUCUGCAGUGCUGUUUACUCUUCACCAUCACGCUGUGCAUAAUAGACCCUCUCCAUUCCGUCAACUCGCUAAAAACCAUUGGCAUUUCUAAGAUGUACACGGACAUUAUCAGAGGAGAGUCGUUGAUCAUUUGUAGCUUCACAUGCAUUUUCUUUGGAAUUUUCCGGGGCCAUACAACUAACAUUUCCAUGUUCAGGGAGUUACAUGUCAUCAUUGGACUCAGCUUUGACAUUUUUGGAAGCGCAAUAUGUGGAUAUUGGUGUACGAGAUUCAUUCGGAUUAUACUGACCGACCUUUUUAGCAACACACUGACUAACGUUGUUCUCUGUUUUUCUCUGGUGUACAUGACUUUCUACCUCGUGGAAUAUUUUGGAAUGUCAGGAAUUGUCGCUUUGGUUACAGUAGGCCUGAAUUUAGAUUCGUUGAGUUUUAAACCGAGGAUGGAGUUCAUAAUUACUAAGUUCUUAAUAAUGUGUUCAUCUGCAUAUGAACAUUUAAUAUAUGGCUUCUUUGGCAUUGUGAUUGGCUGUGGAGAAAUCAAAUAUUUCAGAUUCCACUCACUAGUUUUCACUGUCACCUUAUUUGUAACAGUGAAUUUUGCAAGGUUGCUUACUGUUCUCUUCGUGAGUCCUAUUUUGAUGCAUUCAAGUUAUGAGUAUGAUUGGCGAUGGGGAGUUGUCAUCGCAUGGUCUGGAAUUAGAGGUGUUUUUAGCUUACUCCUGGCUCCAGAUAUUUAUAGUUUUUCUGAACAUAAAAUAGAGGCACCACAUAUGUUUAUAUUCUAUAUACAAAUACUAUCAAUAUUGACAACAGGAAUAAAUUCACAUAUGAUGCUUCGAUCAGCCAAGACAUUAGGUUUGUGUGCUCUCUCCCUCCCAAGACAAAUGGCUGUUCGAAAUGCCAUUGAACACAUACAGCAGAAUAUACAGAAUGCAAUAAAUUUAUUUAAAACAGAAAAAAUUUUAACAAAUGUUAACUGGAAUGUAGUAGAAGAAAAAGCAAAUAUUGGAUACAAUCCUGUUUCCUCUUUUCAUGGUCCAAAAGAGGAGUCCCCAACAGAUGAAGUUUUAAUAGAAGAGGCCAGAUUGCAUGUAGCUAUAAUACAAAUGAGCAGUUUUGAAAAGCAAUGUAAUGAUGGAGUCCUUGGGGUAGAGGCAGCCCGGAUAUUAAUUGGUGCAACCAAAAGCUACUGCCCCAUCCACGGAAAAUUCAUGAGUAUUUCUGAUGUUUCAACUUAUGUGAGAGCUAGAAGUUGGCUUAUAAAGUUUAAAAACAUGUUAACUUACUUGGAAUAUCACAAAGAAAGGAUACUUUUCACUGUACCUGGGAAUAAUAAAUUUUUGAUUUUUGUCUAUCGCAUUAUAAUUUCAGAAGAAUUUGAAUAUGCCACAUAUGUUGUAGCAGUAAUGUAUAUUUUCCCUAUGAUAAUACACAUAUGGCCAACUGCAAGAGAGCUAAAUAUAUCAGCACUGAUAUCCAUAAACUACUAUUUUAUGUUUUUAUACACAUUAGAAUCAGCACUGAAGAUAAUGAUUUUAAAAAAAAAGUACUUUCUUCAGAAUUGGAAUACUUUGGAUUUUUUCAUCAUAGUUAUGGGAAUCGUUGAUAUAUUGUGCAUCUACUUUGUCAAGCUGAGACCAGACAGCUUGAUUCUGAUCCAGUUUACAGUGGUGAUAGGGUAUUUAAGAAUAAUUAGGUUUCUUCCUAUCUUAAAGAUUAUAAUACCAAUACUAAUAAAUAUUGCGGACGUACAGAUCAAGAAGAGCCUCAGUUUGAUGUACAGUAUUACAAAAGGCUAUGUCAAAAGUCAGGAAGAUGCUAAACUUUUGGUCAGGCAAAUUUCUGGUCGUGAAUCAAUCUAUCAGAAACUAUAUGACAUUUUAGAAAAAAACAAACGAGAGGCUAUUAAAGAACUAGGGCUCCUCGAGCACGAAGGGCGCGAUGUUGUCAUCGCCCUGAAGACAAAGCAGGCCAUCCGCCAUGUGAUUGCUAAAGCCCUGAAAAACCUCACCUUCCUCUGGUCAAGAGGCAUCAUUGACAAGCACGAGGGCAUUGAAAUGAAUAAGGUACUUCUUACAAAAAUAAAAGCCUUGAAUAACUUUCCAAUGGCAAUCCCACCUCCAACUCCAGACAAAUACCUACCCAACAUCGUUUGGAUGGAAAAUAAAGAUGUUCUCAUUGAGUUCUUCAAGGAAAGAACUCAACUCACCUACUUUGACUAUGGUGAUAUCAUCUGCAGAGAAGGUGAAAUGCCCCAAGGAAUCUUCUUAAUUAUUUCAGGAAUGGCAAGUUUGCAUAGCUCAUCUCCCACCUUUGGGUUAGACUCAAACCAGGGAACUGACAGACAGUUCAAGACUAUGUUUACAGAGUACUGUACCAGUGGAGAUGUACUUGGUGAGCUCAGCUGCUUGCUUAAGCGUGAAAUUCAAUAUACUGCCAUCUGUGAAACUACUUUGCAGGCUUUCUUCAUCUCCUUGGAGGAUUUAUAUGAAGGUUUUGAUGUCUUCUGGCCAUCUCUGGAAUAUAAAAUAUGGCUCAAGCUUGCUCUUGGUGUUGCAAAUCAGUAUUUUGAACAAGUUAUUGCUGGUGAGGAUUUAAAGUUUCAGAAGUGUGUGGUGUCCAAUUAUGCAUAUGUGGAGACUCUGUCAAGCUAUAAUGAAAUGACUCUUAAUCAUGUGGCCAUGAAAAUCGUUAUUCUUGUGUACGGCAAUGUAAUUAAUAGCAAGACGGAAGAAUCGCAUGUCGCACCCAGCAUUAUUCCUAAGUCCUGUGAUCAGAUCCAGGGAAUUUCAGAUGUAAGCAAGCUUCUGAUAAUCCUGGCGUCCGAGCCUGUCAAAAAUGAUGCAGCUACCCCUGUCAUGGUCAGUGGUGGUCUUCGAACAACCAAGAAAGACUAUAACUGGAAGAGAAAAGACGAGUUUGAAGGUGGCCAUAAAUUAGCGCGGCCGUUAUGAUGUGUGGAGUCAGGUAACAGAGCUGACACCCGGCACAAACAAUGUUGACUUAGCCACUGCUCGAGCUGUCUGCCGCUGCAAUCAUUUCAGAAGCAAUGACCACAGACACUUCAGAUCUUGAGUAGCUGCGUUAUGCUUGAGAUACUCAAAAUUCUUCAGGAUAAUACAAAAUUCUUUAAAACGGAGGGAAGGAAACCUUCCUCUAGCUUAGCACAAAUGGUAACAGAUUAAGUUGGCAAAUGAGGUGUGCAAUUUAUGUCGCAGUCUGAAGCACACUACUCGUGAAAUUGCCAUAACUGAUGCCUCUCCGAAACUUUGUAUCUUCCCCCUCUAAUUUAGUAUGUGCUGAAAAGUGGGAAAAUGGUCCACCAUCUUGGUUACUGGGAGCAAAGCUUAGGAGAAAUCCACAUCCUUACCUUUCAUAGUCCUGCUUGAUGUGACUUUCCAUUUUCUUUUUAAAAGUCAAAUAAAGUUGAAUGUUAUGGUCAAUGAAUGACUUUUUAGAAGCCAUUAUUUCUUAUCAACAAGACUCAGAAUAUAUAAUAGUUUUGGGAAAAUCAUAAUACAGGUAAGAAUAGGAAAAAUGUAUGGGAGAAAAAGUUGAGCUUUCAAACUUCUCAGGGCAGGUCCUGAGUGGCCUUCACUGUGUCAGGAAAUGCCAGGUGUGACUGCACCCUUACAGAAACCUAACUUCACUGAAAACAUGGGUUCGCAUUCUGAUGUGACGUGCCUGGAAAUAGGAGCACAUGAUACUGCCACUUGACAGUGUCAUGGGCCAAGUCCCUCCUAGUGUCCCACUCCCUCACCCGUGGCCCUGGCCUCUCAUGUCAGUGAAACACCCGUGAAGAACUUUGAUUCUCUGAUGGAAGGCUGCUUAGCUUGAAUAGUCAGUUUUUCAUAACGUAGAAUUUACCUGAAGAGCCUCUGCUAAGGAAUGACUUAGAUCGAGGGGGCCUGUGGACAUGUUUGUGGUAGGGAUUGCCCUGACUGUUGACGUAGGAAGAUCCAGCCUGUCGUGUGUGGGGGGUACCAUUUCAUAGGCUGGACCCUGAACUAUUUUAAGAGUGAAAAAAAAAAAAUAUAAGUGUCCGUCAAGCAAAGAUGCAUUUAUUCUUUUUGUCCUUGAUUGGGGAUGUGAAGUGACCACUCCUUGCCUUGUCUUUCCUAAAAUGAUGGACUAUAUCCUAGUCAACAAGUGAAAUAAACCUUUCUCCCUGUCACUUUUGCCCAGGGCGUUUUCUCACUACACAACAGAUGGCUUUGUCUUUCUGCAGUUAAGGACCAGAACUUCCUGGACCAGAACUGUCACAUGGCCACAUGCUUGUUACCCCGAGAUGCGCUGGAGCCUCCCCUUCCCUGUCAGGCCUGAGAGGGGAACAUCAAUGAACAACAACAGUGUUCCUUGGCCUGUCCCGUAAAAGGUUCUGUGUUCUCAGUCCUGGGCUCUUCAUUUGAACGUACCGCUCAGUACCUUUGGUGC